UCGCGCUCUCUUCCCCCCUUGCCCUCCUUCUCCCCCACUCGUCCUCCCACUCCUGCAUUUCGAGUGCCAGUGGCCGCUAUCCCUGUUUACAAGAUUCGCUGUGCUUGUCGGCCCUAUUGUUUUUGUGAGGCGCCAUGGCUGACCAGUUUGGGCCCAUUACUUUAAAAUGGGAUCCAAAAAAUCUAGAAAUCCGGACAAUGUCCGUGGAGAAGACGUUGGAGCCUCUCGUGAUGCAGGUCACGACCCUUGUGAGCACAAAGGGACCAUCAAAGAAGAAGAAAGGGCGAUCUAAAAGGGCUCACGUUUUGGUGGCCGCCGUUGAAAAAGCAACUGAAAAUUUCAUCCUUCAGGGCGAGCAGAUUGCUUAUGAAAAUCCAGACAUAAAAGAAGAAAUGCUUUCGGCAGUAGAUGAAGUCAAGAAAACUGGAGAUGCAAUGAGUCUUGCGGCUCGAGAGUUUGCCGAAGACCCUUGCUCAUCAAUGAAAAGAGGCAACAUGGUCCGAGCAGCUCGAAAUCUUCUCUCAGCAGUUACCAGACUUCUGAUUUUGGCAGACAUGGUUGAUGUCCACCUGCUCCUAAAAUCACUCCAAGUUGUUGAGGAUGACUUAGAAAAGGUCAGGAAUGCAUCCAGUCAGCCUGAAUUGCUAGAGAGCAUUCGUUCCUUUGGCCGCAAUGCAGCAGAGUUGAUUGCCCAGGCAGCCAAAAGGCAGGCAGAGUUGAAGGACGUUCAACUCCGAGACGAUCUGGCUGCUGCCAGGGCUGUCUUAAAGAAGCACUCCACUAUGCUCUUGACUGCUUCUAAAGUGUAUGUCCGUCAUCCCGAGUUGGCUGCAGCUAAGGCCAAUCGUGACUACGUCUUCAAGCAAGUGUGCGAGGCCGUGAACACAAUCUCAGACGUGGCUCAAGGCAAAAAUCCUUCCAUGCCACAGCAACCGUAUGAUGGACCUGGAGAGCUCGCAGCUGCUCUCGACGACUUUGAUGAACGUAUUGUUAUUGACCCUCUGGCCUACAAUGAGGUUCGCACUCGACCGUCUUUGGAGGAGCGCCUGGAGAGCAUUAUCAGCGGCGCCGCUCUGAUGGCAGAUUCAUCUUGCACCAGAGAUGAGCGCCGAGAAAGAAUUGUUGCCGAGUGCAACGCCGUGCGCCAGGCCCUGCAAGAUUUGCUUUCGGAAUACAUGUCCAACCUUGAGACAGCAAGGCACCUUAAAAGAAGCGGGAUGGGUGUCAAGGACCGCAGCGACGGUUUGGAUCGGGCCAUCGAUCACAUGUGCCGCAAGACGCGUGACUUGAGGCGUCAGCUGCGCAAGGCAGUUGUGGACCACGUCUCUGACAGUUUUUUGGAGACCAGUGUCCCUUUGCUGGUGCUCAUCGAGGCCGCCAGACUCGGCAACGAAAAAGAGGUAGCUGAGUACUCGGAGGUAUUCACCGAGCAUGCCAACAAACUCGUCGAGGUGGCCAACUUGGCCUGCAGCAUGAGUGGAAACGAAGACGGAGUCAAGAUGGUCCGUUACGCCGCCGCACAAAUUGAAAACCUUUGCCCCCAGGUCAUCAACGCUGCUCAAAUUCUGGCAGCGCGACCUCGGUCGAAGGUCGCACAAGAAAACAUGGACGUGUUCCGCGAGGCCUGGGAAAACCAAGUGCGCAUUCUGACUGAGGCCGUUGACGACAUCACCACUAUUGAUGAUUUCUUGGCUGUCUCCGAAAACCACAUUCUGGAGGACGUGAACAAAUGCGUGUUGGCUCUUCAAGAAGGCGAUCCGGACACUCUUGAUCGCACUGCAGGUGCCAUUAGAGGAAGGUCCGCCCGAGUUUGCAAUGUUGUGGAUGCCGAAAUGGACAAUUACGAGCCUGGAAUCUACACUGAGCGGGUUUUGGAAGCUGUUAAAGUUCUACGAGACCAAGUUAUGCCGAACUUUGCCGAGAGGGUUGAGGUUGCAGUCACAGCUCUUUCCACAAACCCGCCAAAGGAAGUCGACGAGAACGAGUUCAUUGAUGCUUCCCGUCUGGUUUAUGACGGCGUGCGUGAAAUUCGCCGAGCUGUUUUGAUGAAUCGCACAGACGAGGAAUUGGACCCUGAAGAUGUUGAACUUGACGAGCACAACACAGUUGAAACUCGCAGCAAAUCGAGCAUUCACACUGGAGAUGGCCCAGGACACGGAGUUGACGAAUAUCCUGACAUAAGUGGAAUAACAACUGCUAGAGAAGCUAUGCGUAAGAUGACUGAGGAGGACAAACAGAAGAUUGCUCAGCAAGUGGAGUACUUCCGGUCGGAAAAACUGAAGUUUGACAGGGAAGUUGCUAAGUGGGACGACACUGGCAAUGAUAUAAUUGUCCUUGCAAAACACAUGUGCAUGAUCAUGAUGGAGAUGACAGACUUUACCAGGGGUCGAGGGCCGUUGAAAACCACCAUGGACGUCAUCACAGCUGCUAAGAAGAUUUCUGAGGCCGGAACUAAACUUGAUAAACUGACAAGGAUGAUUGCUGACCAGUGCCCGGAGUCUUCCACAAAGAAGGAUUUGCUGGCUUACCUGCAAAGAAUUGCCCUCUACUGCCACCAGCUGAACAUCACAUCCAAAGUCAAAGCCGAUGUGCAAAACAUCAGUGGAGAACUCAUUGUCUCUGGGUUGGACAGCGCCACCUCUUUGAUCCAGGCAGCCAAGAACUUGAUGAAUGCUGUGGUGCUCACCGUUAAAGCAUCUUACGUCGCCUCGACCAAGUACCCUCGACAGGGCACAGUCUCGGAAGUAACGGAUUCAGGUUUUGCCAAGUCGGAAGGAUCUCGUUUUUAUUUCCCCGUUUCAACUGAACACUCCAUUCUAUACGGAGUCAAUCUGUCUCCGAUUGUGGUUUGGAAGAUGAAGGCUCCGGAGAAGAAGCCUCUGGUGAGGCCUGAGAGACCUGAGGAGGUUCGAGCCAAAGUCCGCAAGGGAUCUCAGAAGAAGGUGCAGAACCCCAUCAAAGCGCUCAGCGAAUUCCAAAGUCCAUCAGAAUCGGUCUAACUUAACAUUUAUUUAUACACUAUCGCAGCUCGGUCUUUUUGAGACCAUAACCUAUAGGAGACUUCUUUUUAUAACUUUUAAUGCAACUUGAACUUUAUCAUUUGAACCCUCACAGGUGGGGUAAAUCAAUCAGAUGUUAGGCUUCUAUUGUUUUUAGCAGCUAAUUGCAUCUUACGUUUUACUUUUUAAAUUUUAUAUGAGAGUAGAAAUAGUAAAAUUCUGAUUUCCAGCCUCACACAAACUGUAAAAGGAAAUUAUAAUUCCAUAGUAAUUGUGCUCAGCUUCACUUUUCUAUCAGUCAUCAGCACAACACGUUUUUCUGUAAAAAUAAAUAUUUGUGUGAGAUCUUUCAUAAAGAACGCACCUGCCAAAAAAUAUUUAAUGAUUCUUCGUAGGUGUAACAGUUAAAUUCCUCCUCUUAGCAUUUAACUGAUCAUUUACUGCACUGUUUAUGGUCCAGUGAGCUUAUAUGUUACGUUCCAUCGCAGUUAAAUUUUUAUUUUAGCAACUUGAAAAAUUAUUGUUUAUCAAAUUACAUAUACGUCCUCUAAAUCUUUUUUUUUU
Messenger RNA from Neocloeon triangulifer, 3563 nucleotides. RefSeq names its product catenin alpha (gene alpha-Cat). NCBI's taxonomy places the organism in Eukaryota, Metazoa, Arthropoda, Insecta, Ephemeroptera, Baetidae. Gene Ontology annotation, biological process: cell-cell adhesion; cell migration. Bases 135 to 2999 code for a protein of 954 amino acids. The transcript is spliced from 18 exons. Gene Ontology annotation, molecular function: actin filament binding; beta-catenin binding; cadherin binding. The record is from RefSeq and is a predicted model, not a curated record. Gene Ontology annotation, cellular component: catenin complex; adherens junction.